This is a messenger RNA of Geodia barretti, 1760 nucleotides long. The record is from the annotation of a GenBank genome assembly. Lineage: Eukaryota; Metazoa; Porifera; Demospongiae; Tetractinellida; Geodiidae.
AGGAUGUGCUGGCCCUACACGAGCGCUGCAUGGACACAGCUCUCUCAGUGAGGAAGCAAGCACUGGUGUCUCUCUCCUCCCUCGUCACCGACCUACCUCACUGUGCCAUGCUCCACGAGUUGUGGCUGGAUGGUGUGUUGCCUAUGGUGAUGGACAAAGAGGCCAGCGCUCAGGAGAAAGUCAUCUCAACUCUGGAGAGCAUCAUUCUUGAUAACAUCGCCCCUUUCAACAGUCAACAGGCUCCGAGGCAGAGGUUUGUGUGGGAGCUGCUGUCUCUGGUGGCCGAGGAGGACAGGAUGGACCUGCGGCGCUACGUCCGCCGGGCCACCGAGCUCUGGGCCAAGCAGGGGAAACUGGGCGGGGCUCUCGUGAGAGCUGUUUGCUCACACACCGCACACCUUCCCCACCAGAAGGCGGCCUGGACACUCCUGGCUGAAAUGUCACAGUACGUCGCAUCUUACCUCGACACCAACUUCGUGUACGACAACUGGAAACAGCAUUCCUCGGUGGUAUCCAUGGAAACGAUGGCUCCACUUGUUCAGAUUCUGACGGUCAUAGGCAACGCGGCAAAGAACCUUGCGAAGGUGGCGAGGGAAGAUAUGAGAGACGAGAUAGUUUCAAUGUUGGAGACGUUCAAAGUACCUCCGGUUGUUAUACAGGCGGCUAUCACCACUCUCAGUCAGAUCUGUGAGAGUCUGACGAGGUCUCGAGAGGGCUACCAGGCAGCGGUUGACAACUGGUGUGUCCCACUGCUGAAGAAAUGUGAACUCUACCUCACCUCGCUCAUAGAGGACAACUCUCAGUCGUCGCUGUCUGAAGGAGGGAGAGAGAUAGACGAGAAAGAGGCCACGUGCUACCUGUUUGCAGUUGGGGAGCUGUGUCGGCUUAGUCCUGCCCACACCUCUUCCCACCUCACUCUCGUGGUCCACUCCUUACUACUGGCCACCAGGGAGGGAGAUGGAGAGAAGCCGAGUUUCCGAUCGCUGUCCUCUCAGUCUUCCCAACUCUCUGGUCUCACUAAUCUCUCCUUCUCCCCCUCGCUCCGGGCCCUCAGCUACCUCACUCUAGGGAAGCUGUGUCUUCAGGACGAGGAGUUGACGAAGCAAGUCAUCCCGCAGCUGGUCAGGGAGCUCCAGACCUCGCCACACGCCGCGACUCGCAACAACGUGAUGGUGGUUCUGUGUGACCUGGCGGUGAGGUACUCGGUGAAGGUGGACCCCCACAUACCCAGCAUCGCAGUCUGCCUCAGAGAUGAGUCACUCCUGGUCAGGAGACAAACACUGACUCUACUGGCCAGUCUCAUUCAGGAGGACUACAUCAAGUGGAAAGGAGCCCUCUUUUUCCGCUUCAUCAGCACUCUACUGGACGAGGAGCUCAGGGUCUUUGCUGAGUUCUGCCUGGUUCACAUUCUCCUGGCCAGGAAUCCAAACAUGUUCUUCCAGCACUUUGUCGAGUGUGUCUUCCACUUCAAUGGCUAUGAGAAGCACAGAGUGUAUAACAGGUUCAGGCAGACGGAGAGAGAGAGGGAGCUGUUCUCUCUGAAAGGCAGCAAACACAGAGAUCAGCGGGUGAGGCUGUACUCCUUCCUCCUCUCCCACAUGACGGACCCUCACAGGUUCCAGCUCACCGCCAAACUCUGCCAGGAGGUGUUGGGAGGAGUGGUGGACAAGGUAAUCCAGUUGGACGAGUCUAGUAUUCCAGUCCUACAGGACACACUGGCCAUACUCACCAGCAAGGAAAUCAAACUUUCUUCUCUUCGC